This is a messenger RNA of Oryza sativa Japonica Group (Japanese rice), 992 nucleotides long. RefSeq names its product tyrosine-protein phosphatase DSP3. Gene Ontology annotation, cellular component: cytoplasm. Gene Ontology annotation, molecular function: phosphatase activity. Gene Ontology annotation, biological process: protein dephosphorylation. The record is from RefSeq and is a predicted model, not a curated record. Lineage: Eukaryota; Viridiplantae; Streptophyta; Magnoliopsida; Poales; Poaceae.
ACAAGUUGCCCCACCCGCCUCCACGAAACGGAGUUCGCCGACGAGCCGACCGUUGCGUCCGCGUGUUGCGACUCCGCCGAGCCCUAGUUUCCGCCGCCGCCGCCGCCGCGCCCUCGCCGCCACCCCCACCGAUCUCGAUCCCCCCACCCCGCGGGCAAAUCGCCGCCGAAUCCGGCCUCGGAUCCGCGGAAUCCGGGCCGGGUCAGCCAUGAUCUUGGAGCAGUUCGACGAGUCGGCGGCGGAGAAAGCGGAUGCGGCGAUGGUGGUGGCGCCGCCGUCCAACUUCGGGAUGGUGGACACGGGGGUGUACCGGUCGGGGUUCCCGGACCCUGCCAGCUUCGGUUUCCUCAGGGGCCUCGGCCUCCGAUCUGUCGUGUAUCUGUGCCCUGAACCUUACAUGGAGACGAAUGCCGAGUUCUUGAAGGCGGAGGGGAUCCGCCUCUUCCAAUUUGGGAUUGAGGGGAACAAGGACCCUAACGUGUCCAUUCCUGUGGAUGCCAUCAUGGGGGCUCUUAGGGUCAUACUUGAUGUAAGGAAUCACCCAGUUCUAAUCCAUUGCAAAAGAGGAAAGCACCGUACUGGAUGUCUUGUGGGCUGCUUCAGAAAGCUGCAGAAUUGGUGUCUCUCAUCAGUCUUUGAAGAGUACCAUCGGUAUGCUGCUGGAAAGUCACGGUUGUCAGAUCUGAAGUUUAUCGAAUCAUUUGAUGUCAACUGCAUGACGGAUUGCCUGCUCAGGCUCAUCUACCACUACCAUGGUUGCCUUCAGAAAAGCAAGCGCCUGGCAUACAGCGAGAGAUAAACUACUGUGGAAACUAUCUCCUGUGUCAUGAGUAUAUCCCUGGAGAAGAAUUGGUCGGACUAUUUUUCCUUUUUGGAGGGGAAUUGGUCGGAGUUGUAACACAAAGACUCGAGUUACCGGGCAUCUGUUGAUUCUUUUUUUAUAUCUUCAUGCCUUGGUUCUUUUUAUAAUAUAUAUAUAUAUUCUUUGAGCA